AUGUCAGGCGCAAGGCAUUGGGAGCAGGACAAAGAGGCUACCGUAUACAUUGGAAACCUUGAUGAACGGGUCUCCGAUAGCCUGGUAUGGGAGCUCAUGCUACAGGCAGGGCGCAUCGUUAACGUUCACCUGCCGAAAGAUCGCGUCACACAGUCACACCAAGGAUAUGGAUUCGUCGAGUUUAAUAGCGAGGAGGAUGCGGAAUACGCAUCCAGGAUAAUGAAUGGAAUACGUCUAUAUGGGAAGCCGAUCCGCGUCAAUAAGGCUUCUGCUGAUAAACAAAAGUCGGUGGAAAUUGGGGCAGAGCUUUUUGUUGGCAACCUUGAUCCCAUGGUUACGGAGCAAGUUCUAUAUGAUACAUUCAGCCGGUUUGGUAACCUAGUCAAUCUGCCAAAGGUCGCGAGAGAUGACAGCAAUCUAUCAAAAGGAUAUGGCUUUGUGUCAUUUGCCGACUUCGAGUCUUCAGAUGCUGCCAUAGCUAACAUGAACGGCCAGUAUCUCAUGAACAAACAGGUUUCUGUACAGUAUGCCUAUAAAAAGGACGGAAAGGGUGAGAGGCAUGGUGACCAAGCAGAACGGAUGUUAGCUGCGCAGGCUCGUAAACACAACGUGCAAGUGCCGACUCAAGCUCUUCCACCGCAAUUCACAGCUCCAGCCGCUCCUGCUAUGCCCGCCGAUAUGUCACGGCCAAUGAGCACAGGUCCAGCCGAUCAAGGGAUGGGAAGAGUUCCAAUGCUGCCACCGCAACUUGUUGGCUUCUCACCGAAUGUAGCUACUCAGCAGUCACUAGCGAGACCUGGCCUUCCUUCCGUUACAGCAGCCACCCCCCCUCCGGGUCUCCCAGCACGGCCUCCACCUUCGCAAGCCGGGUACGGAGGGCCUCAAGUGUUCCUACCCCCAGGCCUCAACAACUCUGGCCAGCAGCCACAAUAUACCCCCCAGGCCGCGCCGCCUCCAGGAUUUGCGCCCCCAGGAUUUGGAACACCUUCAGGAAGCUCUGGUCCGCCACCACCAAUGCCUCCUGGGUUUCAGCAGCCAGGGUAUGGUAGGGGACGUUGA
Molecule: messenger RNA, 1059 nt
Organism: Aspergillus nidulans FGSC A4
Lineage: Eukaryota; Fungi; Ascomycota; Eurotiomycetes; Eurotiales; Aspergillaceae
Product: U2 snRNP complex subunit HSH49
Exons: 3
Coding region: 1-1059 (352 amino acids)
Cellular component (GO): U2 snRNP; nucleus
Molecular function (GO): nucleic acid binding; RNA binding
Source: RefSeq, a predicted model, not a curated record